UGCAGCGAGCUGGAGAAAAGGGGCAGGGGGAAAAGCUGGCGCGUCAAAAAGGGGAAACGAAGGAACGGCUGGGACAUUGAGAGAGAAAGAGGGUUGGGUCACGUUUAGGAGGAAGAAAUUAUCGCUUGCAUUUAAAUUACACUUUUCACUGGUAUCUUUCGAAGCAAUAUGCGACCACUUGAAUACUUUCCAAAGUCUAAAACAGCGCGAUAAAGCAGGAAACGCCGCAAGCUCUCGCAAACGAUCCCGUCUUUCUGAGUAAAUAAUUGCUUUUGUGAUGUGGGUUAAAAGAUCAGUCAGGAUGCCCAAGCUGGAGGGGUUUGAUUUCUGGAGGACAACGCUAAAUGGCGCACGAUACGUGGUUGCUCCAAUGGUGGAUCAGAGUGAGCUUGCAUGGAGGUUGCUUAGUCGUCGCCAUGGUGCCCAUCUCUGUUACACACCUAUGCUUCAUGCUCAGGUAUUCGUGCGGGAUGCAAAUUACAGAAAGGAGAACCUGUACAAUGAGACAAACGCAGAAGAUCGACCACUUGUCGUUCAGUUCUGUGCAAAUGACCCAGAAGUGUUUGUCCAAGCCUGUUUGCUCGCUCAGGAUUACUGCAAUGCCAUUGAUCUCAACCUGGGUUGUCCACAGAUGAUUGCAAAACGAGGCCAUUAUGGAGCAUUUCUACAAGAAGAAUGGGACUUGCUACACAAAAUGCUUUCUGAGGCACAUAAGAGAAUCUCUGUUCCCAUCACCUGCAAAAUUCGUGUCUUCCCAGAAGUCAGUAAAACUGUGCAAUAUGCAAAAAUGCUGGAGAAGGCAGGUUGUCAGCUGCUGACUGUUCAUGGUCGUACAAAGGAACAAAAGGGGCCCCUGACUGGAGUGGCUGAUUGGGAACACAUAAAAGCUGUGAGGAAAGAAGUGAACAUUCCAGUUUUUGCAAAUGGCAAUAUCCAGUACUUAAGUGAUGUAGAGCGAUGCUUUCGAGAAACUGAUGUACAAGGUGUAAUGAGUGCAGAGGGAAAUCUGCACAACCCAGCUCUGUUUGAAGGCCGAAAGCCACCUGUGUGGGAGAUGGCAGAAGAGUAUUUAGAGAUUGUCAGCCAGUACCCUUGUCCACUUUCAUUUGUCAGAGCCCAUCUCUUCAAACUCUGGCAUCACACGCUACAGGUUUACCAUGAAUUAAGAGAGGAAUUAGCAAAAGUGAAAACUCUGGAGGCCAUUAUAGAGGUCAACAAAGAACUUAAACGAAGGUGUCAGGAUGAAAUAUCCAACUUAAAAGAAGAAGAAACUAGAGAAAACCAUUUGCCUCUUCCUCACUGGAUUUGCCAACCGUAUGUCCGACCAGGACCCAAGGACAGUAAUUCUCAAAAUGGGGAACAACCUAAUGGUGGGAAAACCAGUGGAAAAAGAGCGCUGGAAGAGGAAGAUGGGAAUCUUGAAUCCCUUUCAAAGAACAAACAGAAAAAGAAAGCACGAAAUCCCAAAAAAAAUUUUGAUACUUCAGUGAAACCUAAGUAUGUGAAAUGUGAACAGUGUGGGAAUCCAAAGGGAACAAAAUGUAUUUUCAACUUGUGUCGUGGCUGUUGUAAGAAGAAAGCAUUCAAAGAGAUGGCUGACUGUGCAGGUCAUGGAUUACUCUUCAAAACUAAACAUGAGAAGAGAUUGAAAUGGAAACUAAUGGAAGAGGGAAUACUGGAAAAUGGAGACAGAAUUCAUGAACAUUUGGAUUCCUGAAGAAAUUGUCCAUCCCAUUAAAUUUUAAUGGAUAUUUGGUUUGUUGCGCGCACACACACUUAAAUGUAUUUAUGCACAGGGCUCAAGGUUAAGAUUUCUUUUACCAUUCAAGUAUUAGUUUUGAACUAUGCUAAGAAGCAUUCUGGUCAACUAACUGUAUUAAUCUUGUGAUAUUUGCACAGUAUUCCCAUGUCCCAUUUGACUUUUAAUUUUGGUUUCCCGGUUCCCCUUCUGAUUUUAAUACUUAGCUGUCGAGCAAAUGAACAAGAACGUUUUGAAGCCAUCAACAAAACUAUACUUCCAAUAAUUAUUUUAAAUACCUAUCAUUCUGUUGUCCUUUGAGAAUAAUAAUCCAACGGGAAAGUUAAAUAAUCCAAUAGCAAAUAAAAUGGUCUCCAAUCUGCUAACUUACCAUGAAUUUCCCGAACCCCAAGUAUCUACCAGAUGUCAGUUAAUCAUUCUUAACCUUUUAAAGACAUUUACAGGAAGGAAGCUUCCAGUGCAUAAAUUUUAUUUAUGGUAGUUUGUAAAAGAUGCUUAAUUGGUCUAAGAAAUUUUAAAGUAAGUAGAACAUUUUAAUAUUAUCUUACAUGACAUUACCCAAAUAGUUCAUCAGUGUCGUGCACUGGUUUUGGGAACUGUUGUGACCUCUGCCAUACUGAACACUUGAGACCCACUGUGCAAGGCUCACUAAUUCAAGAAAAACUUCCAAGAAUGCAAACAAAAGUCUGAUGAAAGUGUAUGCUUGAAGGUACUCUGUUUCAGUCUUUCACUGUUGCAAUGUGAUGCCAUUUGGCAUUGCCAUUGACAAUAAUUCAGCAAAUAUUUUAUGACUGAGCUUCACAGAUGAAAUUUUUCCUUAAAAUUGUGUGGUAUCAAAGGAAUGUAUUUGCUUUCUUAAAAUAAAUGCAUUGUAUUAAAUUAAGUUAUUGCAAUGGAAUAGAAAAUAAAUUCCUAAAAACAACUACAAUGUAUUUCAUAGGUGGCAGUUGGUUGAACGUAUAAAUCUCAGAAAUAACAAUCUAUAACGAUGAUAAUAGAUGCAUCAGUUUACCUUUUAAGGCUCUUUAUUUUGAUUUUUUAUUUUUGUUGCAAAACAUUUGAUUCAUGAUUGUAUAGUGUGGCUGGUUAUAGGAUAAACAUGUGCAGAGGUUCUCUGUGCUUGAAGUGACUUCUGUGUAAUACAAUUUAAUGCAUGCAGGUCAAAUGUUCUUGCCUGAGCUUUUCUCAUAAUCCUUUUGACCCUGAAGCUUCGAGUGCAUCAUCAUUAUUAUGGGAGGAUAAAGGAGAAUCACAUAGCUUCACUGAAUUCUUGUUAUUACGGGCACUCUGAUCUCUAGCCAUAAUUCACACAAGGAUCUGCAAUGAUUUGUUUCUUGCCAUUAAAAUAACUAGCAACGUAAAAAUCUGCUGCUAUUCAAGGUACAAACAUGAGCUCACAGUAUCUUAGAGGGUGUGAUUGGUCAAAUUAAUAUUAAAUGGGUUGUUAGUAAAUUAAGGGAGGAUUGGAUUGAACCUCUACAAGCUUCCUCAUUUGUGUCCAGCACGUUUGGCUUUGCAUACCCUCAGAAUGCAUAGAGUCUUUACUAUUCCUUGCCCUUUGAAUCUGGGUAAAUACAUUUGAGCAUGAAGCCUUUGAUGAAUAUUCAGAGAUUUUAUUAAGACUGGAUGUCAAGUUUUAUUUUAUUUUUGCAUAA
Molecule: messenger RNA, 3414 nt
Organism: Hypanus sabinus (Atlantic stingray)
Lineage: Eukaryota; Metazoa; Chordata; Chondrichthyes; Myliobatiformes; Dasyatidae
Gene: dus1l
Product: dihydrouridine synthase 1-like (S. cerevisiae)
Exons: 14
Coding region: 278-1717 (479 amino acids)
Biological process (GO): tRNA processing
Molecular function (GO): flavin adenine dinucleotide binding; tRNA dihydrouridine synthase activity
Source: RefSeq, a predicted model, not a curated record